Messenger RNA from Drosophila melanogaster (fruit fly), 1903 nucleotides. RefSeq lists its product as uncharacterized. Gene Ontology annotation, biological process: rescue of stalled cytosolic ribosome. NCBI's taxonomy places the organism in Eukaryota, Metazoa, Arthropoda, Insecta, Diptera, Drosophilidae. The transcript is spliced from 6 exons. The coding region runs from base 104 to 1645 and encodes 513 amino acids. Gene Ontology annotation, molecular function: zinc ion binding. Gene Ontology annotation, cellular component: RQC-trigger complex; nucleus. The record is from RefSeq and is marked reviewed.
UUACAUCGAUAUCGGGGGCCGAUAACAGCCUGCGUUGAUUUUUUAAAGUUUUUACCUUUUUAUUUCACAAUUGUAAGCAGUUGGCAAACUUUGGGACUGCGAAAUGGAGAAUUUCCUGCGGGGCACGUUGUCCAAAUGUCUGGACUGUGUAAUCACGGAUCAGAUGUUGGCGGCCAUACUGAACAUCAAAGACGACUAUGAAUUCGACAACUACUUUGGCAAUUUACUGAGCGAGGACAACGAGGAGCACCGCAUGUUUCUUGUAAACUGUCGCCGGAUGCUACUGAGUGGCAAACAGCCGCGGAACAAUGGAAAAUAUCUCUCGCCCCCUCUGGCACCCACAUCACCCAAUUGUCCCAAGCAAAAUAUCAGCAAGGGUGCCAAGGGCAAGUCAGGGAAACACGUGAAUCUGUACGCCAGCGAUGGUCGCGUCCAGGGCGACACCAUAAUUCUUAAGGGUCGGCGGCAUUGCGAUUGCCAGGCGGGCCAGCACAAGUUGAUCAACAAUUGCCUGGGCUGCGGCCGGAUCGUGUGCGAGCAGGAGGGAAGCGGCCCUUGCUUGAGCUGCGGCGAUCCCGUGCGCACGCCCGAGGAGGAGCAGCAGCUGGCCAAGGCGGCCAGGGAGAAGGGCGGCACGAAGAGCGCCGCCAAGCAGGGCAAAAAAUCCACCAAGGAACUGUCCACGCAGGCGCUGGACAAGGCCUUGGCCCAAAGGGAUCGUCUGCUGGAGUACGACAAGAACAGCGAGAAGAGGACCACAGUUAUCGACGAUGAGCUGGACUACUUUCAGGAGAACUCCGUGUGGCUGAGCGACGCUGAGCGCGAAAAGUUUGAGAAACUGCACCGAGAAAUGGAGGAGGUAAAGCACGGCAGUCGCAUGAAGCGGAAGAUCCGGGUGGACUUCGCUGGCCGAGAGUUGCCGGAGGAACCGACCAUCUCCAAAGAGUACGAGCAGCAGGUGAUCAGCGAACUAGCAGCCGUUUCUAAAGCCUCGGGUGUUGGAUCCAACUGGAGUGCAUCCUCGGUCACCGGCCACUCCGCCUUGACACUGGCACCACAUUUGAACAUGACCAAGCCGCCGGUCUACAAGCCCAGUAAGGAAUCCAAGAGUUGGCCAGCUCCUGCAGCAGGCAGCGAUUGGCUGGAGAGGACCUACAAUCGGGUGCAGGACAAGGAGCUGCUGGAAAUGCAGGACAUGCGCCAGUGUCUGUCGAUGCAUCAGCCCUGGGCUUCGCUUCUAGUGGCGGGCAUUAAGAAACACGAGGGUCGAGUGUGGUACAGCGAGCACCGUGGUAGACUGUGGAUCGCCUCCACUUCCAAGGAGCCGCACGCCGAAGACAUUGCGCAAAUGGAGGGCUUUUACAAGGUGCUCUACGGCGAUCCCGACAUUAAGUUUCCAAGUCAUUAUCCCACAAGCAGUCUGCUAGGCUGCGUCCACGUGGACAGUUGUCUGCCGCAAGAGGAGUACCGAGAGCUAUAUCCCAACGGAGAAUCGGAGAGUCCUUAUGUCUUUGUCUGCACCAAGCCGGAGCAGCUGAAUAUUCUACUGCCCGUCCACGGCGAUCACAAGAUAUACGAGCUGCCACUGAAAACUCACACGGCCGCCUGCAAAACGCUUCUAAGGGCUCGGGCCAACAAGGGUUAAGGUUGGGAUUCAGUUUCAAAACACAUUCUUAUUAGUUUAAUGCCUGUAUGAAAACAGCCCUAUUUUGAUGAUUUGCUAAUUUACAUUUGAAGCUCCUAGAGUUUCUGAGAAAUUAAAGUGGAUUGGAAUAUUUUAAACAUCUUGUAAUAUUGGAAAAUAUCAUGCAAUACAAUACGAAUUAAAUAUUGAAUUUUUUAAAUAUUAAAGUAGUAAAAAUAUCGUGUAAAACUAUAAUUUAGCAAAAGAAAUUAAUGUAAU